AACCAAAUUGCUUUGGUGCCUCCAAUCGGCAAAGAUGAUUUCGAAGAUUUCAGAUUCCAAAUGCCAUAUCCAAAGUCUACGUAUCGCUGUUUCAGAGACAUUGUUAAGUACCUGGACAAAUUCGUCGUUGGUCAGGAACUGGCGAAACAAACGCUAGCCGUUGGUGUUUAUCAGCACUAUAAAAGAUUGCAGAAUAAUACUGAGACACAAAAUUUCGCCAUUAUUGUUGUAAACAUUAGCAAGGAAAGCUCUCUUAACGAAGAGCUAAAGGUUAUAAAUGAAUCCAGAACUUUUCAGGCUCCGCUAACAAUGGAGAAGUCGAACAUCGUGCUGUUGGGCCCGUCAGGAAGCGGAAAAACAUAUUUAACACAAUGUCUUGCACGAUUACUCGACGUACCGAUAGCAAUGUGUGACUGUACAACGCUCACACAAGCUGGUUACGUCGGCGAAGAUGUGGAAACAGUCAUUCAAAAACUACUCAUUAACGCUCAUGGAAAUGUCGAAAGAGCACAGCAUGGAAUCGUGUUCCUUGACGAGUUCGACAAGAUCCAGUCCUCUAGCGAUCCAAUACAUUCCGUAGGAAAUCGUGACGUCAGCGGACGAGGGGUUCAGCAGGCGCUUCUGAAACUAGUUGAAGGAACAGUUGCGAGAGUGAAAAUACCAGGACCGAUAGUAAGCAAGGUUGACGUCGACACAACAAAUAUUUUAUUCAUUGCUUCCGGUGCAUUUUCAAAUCUGGAGCGGAUCAUUGCAAAAAGGAUAAACAAGCGGUUAGUCACUUUACGCUUCGGCUUUGAUGGUUGUGGAAUAGAUGAAAAGGAAGGGAAACAUGUACUUGGCUUUGGUGCUGCAUUCACUGAUAUGGUCGAGGAUCUUUCGGAUUCUGAUGAAACCAUAGCUGCUAAGAAGCGCAAUGAACUAUUCCAGCUAGCAGAUUCAUCGGACUUGAUGCAGAGUAUUUCAUCCGACCAUGAAAAGUCGUCUAGGUUCGGAAUGGUGCCUGAGCUGGUGGGGCGAUUUCCGGUUCUUGUACCAUUCCACACUUUGGAUGAGAAGAUGCUUAUUCGAGUUCUUAAUGAACCUCAUAACAAUCUGAUUUUGCAAGCUCAACGAUUUUUUGCAAUGGACAAUAUCAAGCUGAAGUGA
Angiostrongylus costaricensis is the source of this 1146-nucleotide messenger RNA. NCBI's taxonomy places the organism in Eukaryota, Metazoa, Nematoda, Chromadorea, Rhabditida, Metastrongylidae. The record is from the annotation of a GenBank genome assembly.